AUGGGUACACACAAAUCUAGUAUGUAUAAUAUUUGCGUUAUUAACUUAAAAUAACAUAGUUCGUUUUUAAUUUCUGUAAUUUAUAUUUUAUUUAGAUAAAGCAAAACACCGUAGAGCAUUUGUGAAAUGGAAAAAUGGUUUGUGAUUUACUUGUUAAGCAUCCAUUCAAAUUUAAUACGUUUAAAAUUAAUUUAGCUAAUAAUUGGUUUAGCAUAAUUAAAUUUGUUAAUUUUUAGGACAAAAAAUACAAUCUAAACAAGAAAAAAAUGAUAGAAAAGCUUCUGAACCAAAAAAAUCUGUGAAUGUACCUGAAACACUUCCUGCAGCCCCUACAUUAGCAGAAUUUGUGAAGAAAACUCAAACAAACAUAGCUGAAUUUGUUGAAGUUGAUGAAGUAGAGGAAUCUGGUUAUAAAAAUGUCGUUAAAUUGGAUAAUAAAACUUUUAAAGAUGAAUUUAGAAAAGUAUUAUAUUUUAUUUGUAUAAAGUAAUAAUUUUUAACAUAUAUUAUAUAAAUUAUUUAUUUUCUAGGUAGUUACUGCUGCUGAUGUAGUUUUAGAGGUAGUAGACGCACGUGAUCCAUUAGGUACAAGAUGUAAACAAGUAAUAGAAUCAGCUCAAGACUUGGGGAAAAAAGUUGUUGUUGUAUUGAAUAAAACAGAUCUAGUUCCAGCUGAAGUAGUUCGUAAUUGGCUGUCUUAUUUUAGAGGAAGAUUAGGAACUCCAGCUUUACCAUUUAAAGCUAGCACUCAACAGGCAGGUUCGCGAAUUGGCCACAGGAGAAUGAACAAAUGUAAAAAAGAUACAGACAAAGCUAUAAGCUUGUGUGUUGGUGCAGAAUUAGUUAUGACACUUUUGGCUAACUAUUGUCGUAGUGACAAAAUGAAAACAUCAAUUGUAGUAGGUGUUGUAGGUAAAGUAAAACGAACAAUUUUAAGUUAAUCUAAAUAGUUACAACUAUUAAUUCCAUGUAUUUCAGGUAUGCCAAAUGUCGGUAAAAGUAGUUUAAUUAAUAGCUUGAAAAGAGCAAGAGCAUGUCAAGUUGGAGCUAUUCCUGGUGUGACUAGGUAUUGCAAUAAAAUCUUAUUUAAAAUAAAUAAAAAUAUGAGAGCAUUAAAAGUUUAUUAUCAUUAUCAUAAACCAUUUUAAUAUGUUUUGUGUAAUCAGUGCAAUUGGUACAAUAUUAUUGAUUGAAAAAAAUACAAUUAUUCAUAUAAUUUUAUCUUUUGGAUUCCGUAUUUAUUGAUACUUUAUUUUUACUUCAUAAUUAAGAAAUGGUAUUAAUUUUGUUUUUAGAAACAUGCAAGAAAUUCAGUUAGAUAAACAUAUCAAAUUACUGGAUUGUCCUGGUGUAGUAUUAGACAAAACUUCCACUACAAAUAGUGUAGCUUUAAAGAAUGUUGUGAGUUCUGGAAGUAUUGAAGAUCCUAUUGCUUGUGCCAAUACAAUUGUGAGCCGUGUGACUAAAGAUCAGGUAAAUUAAUUCUGAUUAGGAAUAAAAAACCAAUGUUUACCAUUCUAUGUUUUUAAUAUCCUAAUUUUAAAACUAAGUACCUACGAGAUUAUAAUAUCAAUAAAAAAAGAUAUUUUUUAAACCACUUUAAUAAUUUAUAAACACAUUAACCACUUAAUAUAAUUGUGUUCAAAUUUUUACUUGUUAUACUUUCUUGGAGUUUUCUAUAUUAUUGAUUCUAGAUGCAAAAAUUGUAUGGGAUUGGACAAUAUGAUUCUUGUGAACACUUCUUAUACUUAAAAGCUAGAAGAUUUGGAAAUAUUGGCCGUGGUGGGAUUCCUGAUAUAUUUACAUCAGCUCGCAGUUUGGUUGAAGAUUGGAAUCGGUUUGUAACAAAUAUUUCAAUAAUUGUUGAUAGAGAUGGGAACUAUAUGCACUCAAAGGUGUUAAAUAUGCAAAGCAAAAGUGGUAAAACACACACUUAUACAUUUAAAAAUCUUAGGUAUAGGUACCAGUUAAAAAAAAAACAAUAAAUAAACAUUAAUUGUUAGUAUCUGUACAACAUACAGAACUCAUUUAUUUUCAAGUAUUUUGUAUUAUCAAAUUAUCAAUAGAAUAAACUAAAUAAAUCUUAAAGUAAACUAUGAACAAAUUAUAUUAAAUUAUUCAUGUAUGAGUGUUAUACCAAUUAACAAACAUUCAUAACAAAUAACAAUAUAAACAUGUAAAAGCUACAGCAAUGACACUGUUCAUCAUAAGUCAUAAUAACAACCAUAUAAUUAUUUCUUUGCAAUCCUGAACUAUGUUACACAAAAACAAUUAUUUGUUCUGAAUUAAGAAAUAUUAUUUUUGCUAACCAAAACAUUUUUCAUAAAAAAUUUUUAUUAGUUGUUAAUCAACAUAUUCAUUCUUAUUUCUAUUAUAAACCAUUGGAUUAUUUAAAUUUUAAAAGAUAAAAUAGUUAAUUUAAUUUACUAAGAGUGUAUACAAAAUUAGUAAAUUAUAUCCUUUAAUAACAAAAUAUGCAAAAUAAAUAUUGGUUUAUGAAAUCAAUUUGAUUUGAAACUUUCACAUUUCAAAUCCUUAUGUUUGUGCAUACAUUCAGUAUAAAUAUAUAAAUUUCAAUCUUUAAUUAUUAGUAUAAAAUUAUACAUUUUGUGUUUUUAGAGGUAAAAUAAGAUAUCAUACCCUACCACCAGAGGAUGACAAUGUUCACUUAAGUGCUCAAAUUGUAAACGAUGUAACAGAUGUUUUUAAUUUGGAUAAUGUUCAACGAGUUGAAACAGAAUUCAUGGAAGAAUUGGCCAAACUACAACCAGAAUCUACAGGUGAAGGAGUACAAACAGAUUCAAUGGAUGUAGAUGGCAAGUCAAUGGUCGUAGUUGAUGAUGGUGUUCAAACAAAAAAAUCAGGAAAAUUGCGGUGGAGAAGAAAGAAGAAAUCUGAUUCUGCAGAAACUAAAAUAGAUAUACAACCUGGAAUUUUAAAAUUGAAAAAAUUACAAAAAUCAAAUGCUAAGAAAAAGCGUAAGACUGCAGCUAGAUUGGAAAAAUGUGAAAAUCUCUUGUCCAGUUUUGAGUUAUAG
Cinara cedri is the source of this 3037-nucleotide messenger RNA. The record is from the annotation of a GenBank genome assembly. NCBI's taxonomy places the organism in Eukaryota, Metazoa, Arthropoda, Insecta, Hemiptera, Aphididae.